Messenger RNA from Clunio marinus, 210 nucleotides. Lineage: Eukaryota; Metazoa; Arthropoda; Insecta; Diptera; Chironomidae. The record is from the annotation of a GenBank genome assembly.
AUGGCGUUCAUUCUAAAGGUUGACAUGACGGCAUGGAUAUGGGUCGACAUUGGAGUUGAUGACAGACACUGCAGGGAUGUGAAUGUAAAUUUGAUUUCAAUGAUUUAUCAUCACGAAAGGAAUAAAAAGUUGACAUCUUUAUUAGAAAACUUCACUCAAAAAGAGAUUCAAAAUUUAGAUAAGAAUACUUCUAGAUCGUUGAAAACAUAA